Molecule: messenger RNA, 477 nt
Organism: Sturnus vulgaris (Common starling)
Lineage: Eukaryota; Metazoa; Chordata; Aves; Passeriformes; Sturnidae
Gene: UTS2
Product: urotensin 2
Biological process (GO): blood vessel diameter maintenance; regulation of blood pressure
Cellular component (GO): extracellular region
Molecular function (GO): hormone activity
Source: RefSeq, a predicted model, not a curated record
AUGAGUGGCUAUAUAAUGGGUGAAACUGGGAGCUGGGGCUAGAGUUAGACAGGAGUUCUGAGUUACAGGGUUAGACACAACGAAACGCCCGACACAGCAACGAUGCAUAAACUGAUACUCUGCUGUCUCAUUAUUGUCAGCAUCUCCUGUCCUCUCUUGUCUCUCCCCAUCAUCAAUGCCAGUGAGAUGUCUUAUCAACACUCAGCUGAUGAAGAGCCAAGGUUAAACCUGGAGAGGCUGGGCAGCCUUGGAAGCACCUCCCUGCUCCAGUUCCUGCCAGAGCUCCUGGGCACACUGACUGAGGACAACAAAGCAGGUCUUACCCCCAGCAACUAUAACCCAGGGGAAAAUAUCAAAGAGACUUUCUAUGGGAAUCAUCCUCGAAUUGCUUUGCUGGGACGCUUCUUGACCAAGGACAGGAAACAGUACAAGAAACGUGGGAAUCUUUCUGAGUGCUUCUGGAAAUAUUGUGUGUAA